Molecule: messenger RNA, 4181 nt
Organism: Artibeus jamaicensis (Jamaican fruit-eating bat)
Lineage: Eukaryota; Metazoa; Chordata; Mammalia; Chiroptera; Phyllostomidae
Gene: MARVELD1
Product: MARVEL domain containing 1
Exons: 2
Coding region: 1303-1824 (173 amino acids)
Biological process (GO): myelination
Cellular component (GO): membrane
Molecular function (GO): structural constituent of myelin sheath
Source: RefSeq, a predicted model, not a curated record
UCGAGUCAAUGGAGAGAGAAAGACCAGCUGCAAAAACCAGUUUUGUGGUCUUAACCCCUGUGGGCUUCGUUUUCUUCCUCCUUAAAGGAGGAAACUAAUUGAAUAUAUCACCUGGGUUGUUUGGACGCUCAGAUGAGAAUAUAUAAAAAGCAUAGUAAUAACAAUGAUGUAAGCAGUGGUCCCUGACUUUUUGGCAGCAGGGACCGGUUUUGUGGAAGACAGUUUUUCCACCGAUGGGGGCGGGGAGGAUGGUUUCCCCGGACGAUUCCAGUGCCUUACAUUCAGGCUCCCCUCCUGCCGUGCACCCGGUUCCUAACAGGCCCAGAAGGUACGGUCCACUUCCCGACUUUGGGGACCCCUGAUGUAAAGCAUCACUAGGAUCCAUUACAGGCUGUUUUGCCUAGUGGUUGAGGACAUGGGCUUUGCUGUCUCUUGGACCUGGGUUUGUGUUCUGGCUGUGACGGGUAGCAUAUUUUUAAUGUAGGCAAGAUUCUCUGUCAAGGAGGUUUGGAAAACAGUGACUGGACUCUGCUUUGUGGUGUGUGGGAGGGUCAGUGGGGCCCCUGAGGGGCGAUGGUCCCAUUCUCUGACACGGAGACCUCGGAGGGCUGAGACAAAGUCUGAACCCAGCUUUCGACGGGACGCGUGUGCGGUGGACACGGGCAGGACUCUCCGGAUGACCAGGUGAGAACUCAUGUCAGCUCCAGGCCAGCACGGCUCUCCUCCAGAGCUUGGUGGGCGCUAAUACGGGAGGGAAGAGGAAAAACCGGGCCAAGCCAGAGACUGGAGGAACGCUCCGGAAGGCACCCCCUCCAAGGCUGGACCGGAGCCGGGCAGGCGGGGUGGGCAGGGCGGCCCCAGAUGUGGCAAACUUCACCCAGGCUGGAUGUAGCGGAAGGCCUGCGGUUGGCUGGGGCGUGCGGGCGCCUUCCGCCCUGUCCCGAGGAGUAAAGAAUCCGAGCUGCGAGUCUGGCGCCGACGGGAAAGGGUGGCCCCAGGGUGGUGAGCGAGACUGAAACAGAGAUGGCAGGAAGCCGGGAAGAGCGAGUGGGGGUGGAGACCGACAAGGGGAAGGGAAAGGGCGGGUAGGAGGGGUGGAGAGAGAGAGAGAGAAAGAGAGGAGGCCUGAGGGGAGGAGAGAGGGGAGGAAGGGUGGGAGCAGGAGAAAGAGCGGAGGACUAGGACGCAGCGAGGAGGCCGCGGCGGGCGCAGCAGGCACUUUGGCCGGGCCGCCCCCGCGAGCAAGGCGCAGCCAUUCCGCUCCUCGGGGCGCCGCCGCCGCCGCCACCGCGCCCGGGGGCCAUGCUCCCGCCACCCCCGCGCCAGCCGCCGCCCCAGGCGCGCGCGGCCCGCGGUGCGGUGCGCCUGCAGCGGGCCUUUCUGCGCAGCCCGCUGGGCGUGCUCCGGCUGUUGCAGCUGGUGGCCGGCGCCUCCUUCUGGAUCACCAUCGCCACCAGCAGGUACCAGGGCCCUGUGCACUUCGCGCUCUUCGUGUCGGUGCUCUUCUGGCUGUUGACCCUGGGCCUCUACUUUCUGACGCUGCUGGGCAAGCACGAGCUGGUGCCCGUGCUGGGCUCGCGCUGGCUCGUGGUCAACGUGGCUCACGACCUGCUGGCGGCUGCGCUCUAUGGCGCCGCGACAGCCAUCAUGAUCGACCAGACCCAGAAGCACAGCUACUGCAACCUCAAGGAUUACCAGAUGCCCUGCGCCUACCACGCCUUCCUGGCGGCCGCCGUCUGCGGCAGCCUCUGCCUGGGCCUCUACCUGCUCUCGGCGCUGUACGGCUGCUGCCGCCGCUGCCAGGGCGAGCAGGAGGUGGCGUGAGGACGCCCCGCCGCGGGGCGGGGGACCGCGAGGAGACCAGCGCCCCAGCCCUUCCUGCCGCCCCGCGCCGGAACGCUCUGGCGCCCUCCCUUGCUCUCUGCCUUCCCGCCGCCUCCCGCGCCCGGGCACCCUGACACGCAGUUCCCGCCAGAGGGCAGCGCCACCGCCCCGAGUCCAGGCCGCUGUGCGGGAUGCGCCGUCUCCAGGAACCCGGGCAGGGCUACGCCCGCGGGACGGACGCGCACUCAGACUGGCCCAACGCAGGCGAGACCUCGCGAUUCCUCUUCCCCUUUCCUGCUAAGAUCGAGACGUGGACAGGCGCCGCGUAGAUCCGGGGGAGGCUCCCAGAUCGUUAGCAGUCUUCUGGCUGCGCCCCUGCCUCCUCCCUGCCGCCCCGCCGUGGGAAGGACACUCCCUUUCCACGGCCGCUCUUCCAGCCGUGAGUGCUGUAAAAGACGAGCAGGCAGUCGCCAGUGGAGCUGGGGACAGGCCUCUGCUAGUCCCGGAAUGAGCUUGGUUUUAGUUUGGGAUUUUGCGGGCAACCUGCGCAGCCCUUUCCGGCCCACCCCUCUGUACAUUGGUGUCUUGAGGUGGGGCCUAUCUCCAAAGGUGAGGAUGGAUGGCGAGGGCCUGUGGGCUCUAUUCUGGCGUCUGCCUGCUCCACCUUUGUCCUCGAAGUUCACGGAGGCCAGGCCCAAACGCACACUAGCUUCCCAGCCUUCCUCUCGCAGGCUUCUGCUCCAUUGCCAUCUCCCAGUAAGUUUCUUGCAUUAGGGACCCCACCCGACGGCCCGGGAACGUUAGGGUGAGCCCCGUUCAAUUUUACAGAUGGAGCCCUAGAGCUUGCUCGGAAGAAAGGCCAGAAUAACACGAGAGACCUGUCUCCCAGCUCCCAGUCUGGCGCUGUUUACAGGAAAGCAGCGGCUUUCCCUGGGAUCCUGGCGCAGGAGUUACCCUCCAAACGAGGGUUUCCAGGCCAAAUGGGUUUGUCAAAGGCGCUGCUGCUCCUUCACUAGCGGAUCAAAGGCUCUGAGAAGCUCUGCUGUAAAACAAGAGAGCAGUGUUUACUGCCUCUGGGCCUGGAUCGGAUUCUGCCACCUUAGGGUAUCCUGCAGUCCCGGCUCCCGCGUUGCGUCGUCCAAGGGGCCCCACCCAUAAGCUACGGUCUGUUUGAAGAUUCGGGGUGCUUGCUCUUUCCCUGGGGCUUUCUCUGACAGAGGGAGGGCCCAUCCGAUGGGAAAACAGCUGCUGCGAACAGGCCAGCCUGAGGCCUGGGAACUGGUGGGUUCGAACAUUCCUUUACAUCUUUUGGGAAACAAAGCCAAAGUUGUCCAGAUGAUUUCCCAGUCAAGGCACCUACCUCACCUGUAAGAGAUCUUGGCGCUACCUGUAAGAGAUCCUGGUGCUGACUCCCGGUCCCACUCGCCAACGACAGAAGAAAGCUCUCUGGAGCUGGGGUGAGCAGCUGGCCCAGCCGCUUCGAGGUUUCCGUGUGGCAGGUGCCGCGGAGAUUCCUGGGGCCUGCUUCCUUGGACGGGCAGUACCACUCUGGUCUGCAUCAGCACCGGUUUUGCCAUGGGGAGAGGGAAGGAUUGCUUUCUCAUCGACACCAUCCAGUUGACGAGCCAAGAUGGGUGAAGACUUGUUUUGCCCCAAUGUAAGAAAAACCCUGAUUCUCUUUGUGCUGCGACUUGGACAUGAGAUCCCAAACACCUGGAACUGAGCUGCGUGCCUCUGUGCCCGAAACAGUGGGUUUUGGCUCCAGCUUUUGUCCCUUUUGUUAGACGACAUCUAAGCUGCACCCUCAGCCCAGACCCAGGCCUCUGAGGACGUCUUCUGAGUGCCCCCAGCCCAUGGUGCUUUGUCUGUGGUCAGGUGACCUUACUCAGGAGUAGAUUUCUCCUUGGCCUUCUUGGUACCUUGUUCAUCCAGAUGUGCCUGAGACACUCCAGUGCUUACUGGCUCUUCCAGAUGUGCCUUCAGCUUGGCCUCCAGCUGCUUCUCCAGAUGUGAGAAGGAUAUGUAAGAUGGCCCUGCACCCAUCCCCUCCUCCCGCUCGAGGCCCUGUGCCAAAGGAGUGGCCACCUGACCUGGCCCAGAACUUCUGGAUACUGCAGGCAGUUUCAUUGGCCUUUCUCUCUGGACUGCAGGACUCAGUCUCACCCAAGUCCACUGCUCCCAGUGUGGAGUCUGGGAUCACUCGCAGACCAGGAGAGGGCUUUUCCAGCAUUCUACAAAGGCCAAAAGACAUCGUGGGAGGGGUGAUGGAUGGUAGGGAGAGGGGACCAAUGUGCCUCAUUUAAGAGUUCAGUGGUGAUUACUAACAUGCUUUUCUGAAUAAAGAUUGGUUUGUCUGA